Oncorhynchus nerka (sockeye salmon) is the source of this 6278-nucleotide messenger RNA. Its product is annotated as phospholipase DDHD2. The transcript is spliced from 19 exons. NCBI's taxonomy places the organism in Eukaryota, Metazoa, Chordata, Actinopteri, Salmoniformes, Salmonidae. Gene Ontology annotation, cellular component: COPII-coated ER to Golgi transport vesicle; cytoplasm. Gene Ontology annotation, molecular function: protein binding; glycerophospholipase activity; triacylglycerol lipase activity. The record is from RefSeq and is a predicted model, not a curated record. The coding region runs from base 296 to 2677 and encodes 793 amino acids.
GACAGGCUCUCUACAACUACACAACCGAGAGAUGACCGCACACAUUAGGUAGUUUGAUAGCUAGCUAGCUUUUGAUUGUUUCAACUGUUUCUACAUAGUUUUAUUGAUUUGGCAACCGUGCUUGGUGGAGUUGUUACGUCUGUAAUGUAAUAACAGUAGAAGAGCUAUGUGAGUCCCCCGACCGGCUGCCCGACCACCUAGUCCAGCAGCAGCAGGUCCUCAGUUAGCUACAGUAGUUCCUCAGUGUGCCUCAGUGCCCAACUCUCUCUCUCUGUAGGGCUGUGGGGUAAGGGUGAUGUCAGAGGGCCUGGGGACAGAGGGGGGGCACUCACAGCCUGCCCCCACCAUCACUGUUCAGGACCUGUCAGACAGACCUGCACAUACACCUCUGGACAGGAUCCCACCUGCGCACACACUUCUGGAUGGGAACACGCCUGUGGAGCAGGUGUCAGGAGUGGUGGAGGAGACCUCCCCUUCCUCCACUUCCUCCUUCGAGUUGGUUGACAUGGAGCCAGCCCCGCCCCUGUACCAGCCCGUGCAACCCCAUUGGUUCUACUGUCGCCGUGUCGACUCCAAGGAUGUGUGGCUCCCUUUCAGCAGAGAGGACUCUGAGAGACUGGAACAUGCCUUGUCUACCGUAGGAGAGGAGGAGGUGGUGGUGGCAGUAGAAGGGGAGAGGUAUGACGUGCGUGUUCGGGAGCGGCAGAGGUAUGCGGUGUACUGGGAGCAGGGCCCGUCAGAGGUGCGACGCUGCACCUGGUUCUAUAAAGGAGAUAAAGAUACCAGAUACAUGCCCUACCCGGAGGAGUUCAGCACCAACCUGGAGGAGGCCUAUAUGAUAGCAGUGACUCUAGAUGAGUGGAAGAGGAAGCUGGAUUUUCCUUCAGGAGAGACAGUCAUCCUGCACAACCCUAAACUGAUCAUGCAGUACCAGCCAAUCACGUUGCAGGACGAGUGGGUCUCCUCUCCCUCGGAGCAGACUCGCCCACGUACUGUCAAGAGGGGUGUCGACAACAUCACAACAGAGAUACCUGACGGUGAACCAGAGACAAUAGAUCACCUGGUAUUCAUGGUUCACGGCAUCGGCCCCGCCUGUGACAUCCGCUUCAGAUCUAUCAUACAGUGUGUGAAUGACUUCAGGAGUGCGUCCCUAUCCCUACUGGGGAGCCAUUACAGGAGAGGCCAGGAGGAGGGCAGGGUGGGCAGAGUGGAGUUCCUACCUGUCAACUGGCACAGCGCACUACACGGAGAUGCCACUGGAGUAGACGAGGACAUUCAGAGGAUCACUCUCCCCAGUAUCAGUCGUCUGAGACAUUUCACCAAUGACACUCUGCUCGACCUGUUCUUCUACAACAGUCCUACCUACUGCCAGACCAUAGUGGACACUGUGGCCUCCGAGGUUAACAAGCUCCACUCACUGUUCAAACACAGACACCCAGAAUUCACUGGAGCAGUGUCUGUGGUUGGACACAGCCUGGGCUCGCUGAUCCUGUUUGAUCUGCUGACCAAUCAGAAGACAGGAUCAGGAGAGGCAGACAGAGAUGAGGGUCGUAACCGUGACCCCUGCCCUCUGACCUGUGAUGCGUUGGAGCAGGCUCUAUGCAGAAUGGGCCUCCAGGAGCACCUGGCUACACUACAGAGCGUGGACCUAGACCUUGACUCACUGGCUAUGUGUGACGAAACUGACCUGACAGAGCUCGGAAUCCCUCUGGGACCGAGGAAGAAGAUCCUCAGCUUCAUACGGAAGAGACACUUCCUACAGGAGGGUCGGCAGGGAACGGUGCUUUUGGCCCCCGGGCUGCAGGCCCUUCCAGACCCCUCCGAAGAUUCCCCCUCUCCCACGGUUAGCUUUGGCAACCAGUCUUCAGAGGCGUCAGCACGCCGACAGCAGUUUCUCAGAGCCCAGUCCAUAACCAGCGCCGUUGACUACGAAUACUUCGACGUGGGCAUUGGACAGACCAACGGGGGCAUAGCCAAGGGACAGGUGUCCAUUAACUACCCCCAGCUGGCAUUCCAUCCUCAGACCUUCUUUGCGUUCGGUUCUCCCAUCGGAAUGUUCCUGACCGUCCGUGGACUCAAACGCAUCGACCCAAACUACACCUUUCCCACCUGCAAGAACUUCUAUAACAUAUACCACCCUUUUGACCCUGUGGCCUAUCGGAUCGAGCCCAUGAUUGUGUCUGAGUCAGACCUAGAGCCCAUGCUGAUCCCACAUCACAAGGGCCGCAAGAGGAUGCACCUGGAGUUGAAAGAGAGUCUGACGCGGAUGAGUACUGAUCUGAAGAAUAACGUUCUCGGCUCGUUUCGUACUGCCUGGCAGUCUCUGGUCCGAAUGCCUGUCGCUGCACUGCCCCCUGUGGAGGAUGGAGAAACUACAGCAGAGAGAUCUCUGCAGGAGACAGAGAGUAACACAUAUGCACACACACAGAGUGUGCAUGAAGAGGUGGAGUCUCCAGGGUCGGCGGAGGACAAGGGGCGUCAGGUGAAAGUGGGGAUGCUGAAUGGAGGGCGGAGGAUAGACUAUGUACUGCAGGAGGCGCCCAUUGAGAGUUUCAACGAAUAUCUGUUUGCCAUCCAGUCCCACCUCUGCUACUGGGAGUCUGAGGACACUGCUCUGCUGCUGCUAAAGGAGAUCUACGACAAACUGGGUGUGGCCUUUGAGCAGCCACAGCAAUAACAAAGGCUUUAUAAACACAGAGACCGGUAUAGAGGCUUCAUAACAACACAUGAAUUCCGUGGAGAUGCACCAAUGAGGCCCUUUGCUUUAUUAGGAGCUGAAAGGAGUAAGGCAAGUAAGUCAGUAAAAACACAGAGAUAUAAAUAUUGAAUAACCACAGAGUUUUAAAGGCUUUAUAAACACACAGAGAGGGCUAUAAAGUCUUUAUACAUACACAGAGAGGGCUAUAAAGUCUUUAUAAACACACAGAGAGGGCUAUAAAGUCUUUAUAAACACACAGAGAGGGCUAUAAAGUCUUUAUAAACACACAGAGAGGGCUAUAAAGUCUUUAUAAACACACAGAGAGGGCUAUAAAGUCUUUAUAAACACACAGAGAGGGCUAUAAAGUCUUUAUAAACACACAGAGAGGGCUAUAAAGUCUUUAUAAACACACAGAGAGGGCUAUAAAGUCUUUAUAAACACACAGAGAGGGCUAUAAAGUCUUUAUAAACACACAGAGAGGGCUAUAAAGUCUUUAUAAACACACAGAGAGGGCUAUAAAGUCUUUAUACAUACACAGAGCGUUAUUUAUAAGUUACUAAAAUGUAAUGAAAGCAACAUGAAAAAGGACAUGCAGCCACUGCUCUCUCCCAGAAUUCCUUGUGUCUGAGCCUCACAAAACCGUUAAGUCACCUCCUCGGACAGAUGGCGUCUGCCUCUGGGUGUGUGUGUGUCAAGGGUGUGACAGAGAAGUGCUCCGUGAAGAACCAAACCUGUCCCAGCUGACAUGAAGAGGACUGGAGAACCCAUUGGAGAUGAGCUCUCUAGUGCAUUUCUAUCUCUGAAAUUUCUCGUCCUGUGACCACAUGGGCAGCAACAUUGAAUACUAUCCAAGUGAGCCCUCUACCCAACUCUAUGGGAGAACCAUAGUGAAGACUGGUUUUCCAUUUUCCUAAAACCACACUGAAGGAUCUGGGUUUGAGCCGCUGGGGCAGACUGCAUUUAACAUGUGUGUUUCUAAAGAAUCAGAUCCUGUUUGAUCAUGUCUGGAUCAUAACUUUUAUAUACGUUAUUUUCAGGUCAUUUCUUUUUACUUGGCCUUAGACUUGACAUGUCCUAUAAUACAUUUACAAUGACAGAUCAUGCAGGAUGAUGAUUCCUCUCCUGUGUGUUUGGUGCAUGUCUCCAGAAGGUUGUAUACCAGUACGUAUCAGUACGUACUUGACUACCAAAAAGGUAGCACUUUACUUAGGUGCUGCUUAAGGCUUAGAAAAGCAUUUUAUAAAGGGCAUUACAACUCUUUACGUCAUGCAUAUGAAGGCUGCAUGUCGCUCUUAAGUAAAGUGUUACCAUAAAAAGUACUCCACCCAUAAUUCCAGUGCAAUGUGAUGUUCUGAUAAUCUCACUCCUCUCUAGAUGAACUGACUGACUAUAGAUAAUUAAAUUUUUUGAUUUAUUUGUAUCAUGUAAAAGCUAAGUAUAAAAAUUAUUGUAGAAAAUAACAUGAUAUAUCUUUAAUGGAACUGACAAGACAUUUUUCCUCCAAGUACUUAUCUUAGAGGAAGGUAUGUAUGAGGGGAGAAAAGGCACAGGGUUGUUUUCUUUCUAUGAGUGUGUGUGUGUAAAUCACCCCCCCCCCCUUUGGUGUGUGCCAACCAACCUCUUUAAACUGUGGUUAGGGCCAAUUUUGCUCGUCGAACAUCUCAUUUCCAAAUCAUGUGCGUUAAUAUGGAGUUGAGUUGGUUCCCCCCUUUGCUGUUAUAACAGCCUCCACUUUUCUGGGAAGGCUUUCCACGAGAUGUUGGAACAUUUCUGCGGGGACUUGCUUCCAUUCAGCCACGGGCAUUAGUGAGGUCGAGCACUGAUGUUGGGCGAUUAGGCCUGGCUAGCAGGCGGCGUUCCAAUUCAUCCCAAAUGUGUUCGAUGGGGUUUGAGGUCAGGGCUCUGUGCAGGCCAGUCAAGUUCUUCCACACCGAUCUCAACAAACCAUUCUGCAUGGACGUUGCUUUGUGCACGGGGACAUUGUCAUGCUGAAACAGGAAAGGGCCUUCCCCAAACUGUUGCCACCAAGUUGGAAGCACAGAAUCGUCUAGUGUCAUUUUAUGCUGUAGCGUUAAGAUUUCCUUUCACUGGUACUAGCCUGAACUAUGGAAAAACAGCCCCAGACCAUUAUUCCUCCUCUACCAAACGUUACAGUUGGCACUAUGCAUUGGGGCAGGUAGUGUUCUCCUGUCAUCCGCCAAACCUAGAUUCACCAGUUGGACUGCCAGAUGGCGAAGUGUGAUUCAUCACUCCAGAGAACGUUUCCACUGAGUCCAAUGGCGGUGAGCUUUACACCACUCCAGACGAUGCUUGGGAUACCCCUGUUUUCAAUACCUCACCUUGCGAGGAUAAUGGCACUGAGCCUUUUUCUAAAAGGCUUUAUGAGAUUAACAAAAUGGUUAAUUGACCACAAAAUCAACAUUUUGCAAUGGCCAUCUCAGUCUCCAGAUUUAAAUCUCAUUGAUAACCUGUGGUUUGAAUUGAAGGGAGCAGUCCAUAAGAGAAGAUGAAUGAUAUGCAGGAUCUGGAAAGAUUAUGUAUGGAGGAAUGGCCUAAGAUCCCUCCCCAUGUAGCCUCCAAUCAGAUAAAACAUUUUAGAAAAAGUCUCAAUGCCUUAAUACUCGCAGGGUAAGGUGUUGAAAACAGGUGUCAAUGCUUUUGACCCAUAUCUUUUUUAGAUAAAAACAUAUAUAUUAUUAUUACAUUUGUACAUGUGUGAAAUAUGACACAUAUAAGCACCCACCUAAUUAUUAUAUAUCAUUUCCCUUUUUUUGAUUAUACAAUAUAGCUCAGUAUUUGAAUUGUAAUUGUAAUCUUUAUCAAGGGUGCCAAUCAUUUCUGUCCCUACUGUAUCACUGACACUGGUUUCACUGUCAGUCAACCAGCAACAAACCUGCAGACCUUUAACAUGGCAUGAAUCAUCACUGUGGUCCAAUCAGACCAUGGACCUCCUCACUCCAGCUAGCUCUGUCAGCAGAGGGGAGAACAAUAGCUUUGGUCCAGGGUGUUAGGUGUGGCUUACUGCGACAGCAAGCCACAUGUAAACGCCCUGGACAGGACCUAGCUGAACAAUAGAUCUUAGUUUUCUAAUCAUUCUACAACCACAGAAGAGGCUUUGAGGUUCUGAUUAGGCAGCUUGACUCCCUGCUUAAAAUGUGCUGUGUGAGAUAUCCCUCUGACCCCUAAACCCUGCUUUGUGAGCACUCAUCCUCUCUGCUUCACUCCUGAAUGAUGUAUUUUGUUCUGUUAACCUCAAGUUUUGCACUUAGUGACAUUGUAUAUUCAAACCGCCCCCAAAAUAUAAUAUUAAUGACAUUUAAUGUAAGCUGACAAGUAUACUUUAAUACUUGAUAUAAGCAUGUAUGAGCCCUUAUGUCUUAUUAUAAUAGUUUUACUGACUCAAUGGUUGUACUUUAGUCAGGAUUAUUAUGAGAUAAGAUGUUUUAUAAGGAGGUCAUAUAGCAUCGUAAUGCAUUAAACCUGUAGUUACCAAUUUAUUUAUUUUUUCAACCACAGUACCAUACAUAGGCUAUGCAGCGUGCUUACAUAUUGUUUAUGUCAUAAUAAAACUUUAAGAGUC